Trichosurus vulpecula (common brushtail) is the source of this 985-nucleotide messenger RNA. It is a transcript of the gene HOPX, whose product is annotated as HOP homeobox. The coding region runs from base 188 to 409 and encodes 73 amino acids. The transcript has 2 exons. The record is from RefSeq and is a predicted model, not a curated record. Gene Ontology annotation, molecular function: DNA binding. Gene Ontology annotation, cellular component: nucleus. Gene Ontology annotation, biological process: regulation of transcription by RNA polymerase II; cell differentiation. NCBI's taxonomy places the organism in Eukaryota, Metazoa, Chordata, Mammalia, Diprotodontia, Phalangeridae.
GGCCUUGGAUCUGCGAUCUGGUGUCGGGGUUUGACCGAGGUCUAGGCUCUCGGAGGUUUAAGAGCCGCCCCGCUGUCCGCGCCCCCUCCUCGGGACCCCGGGGGGCGCCCAGAGCCAGCCUUCCAGCCUGCAGUCUCACACCACCCCCAACCUGUACUUUUCUCCCCGCCUAGUGGCCGCUGGGACCAUGUCCACGGAGAAAGUGAACUCUCUCACGGAGGAACAGCUGCAGAUACUGGAGGGUAGCUUCAAGAAAGGGAACAAGUACCCAGACCCUACCAUGCUGCUCCUCAUCGCCGCCGAGGUCGGCCUCAGCGAGGAACAGACCGAGCAAUGGUUCAAGCAGCGCCUGGCUCAGUGGCGGCGGUCUGAAGGCCUCCCCUCAGAAUGCCGUUCUGUCACAGACUGAGGAGAGUGACUAGGAGGCCUCCAUCUUCUCCAACCACGCCAUGAAGACUGUCUAUUAUUCCCCUCCCGGGUUUAGUCAAGAUAUUUUUGUUUUGCAGCUAUUUAACGUGUUUUAUUUUUUAAAUGUAUGUAAUAUAAAUAGAAAAGAAGUCAUAUAAAGCUCUCUGCAACUUAAAUAUAACAAAUGGCUUAGCUGGCAAAGUAAUGCAGUAGGUGGGCUCGGAUUCCAUAGCUCAUGGACAGACCAUCUUCACAGUUGCAGUUUACUCUUUACUUAUACCUCGAAGCAGCAGCAGUGGCCUCCUACCAGCGCCUCUGGUGAAAAGAAAGCUGGGGGUGGGGGGAGGAAUGCCUUCCAAGUCUGCUUUACAAAUUAAUUUUCCAUAUGUUCAGUUCAACCAAGUGGAUUCAGUUAAGUAUUCUCAAGGCACCUAGAUGAUGAAGCAGCUUCCGGGACACUGGCUGCAUUAACUUGGACAAGGCCCAGUUAGGUGGGAAGAGCCCAGAAAGCCGACAGCAGUCUAAAAAAAAAAAAAACUAAAAGGAAACCGAGAGUAACCCCGAAUUAAUUUUAUUU